Messenger RNA from Auanema sp. JU1783, 1110 nucleotides. The record is from the annotation of a GenBank genome assembly. Lineage: Eukaryota; Metazoa; Nematoda; Chromadorea; Rhabditida; Rhabditidae.
AUGGAUGUCGACAUUUACCAGGAUGAGUACCAAACAAGGGAUCUUAUUCGUGACGAGAAGACUAAUUUCGUUCAGAACGAACUCGUUUUUCAAAACUCCUUAAACUGCUCCGGCACUCGUUUACUAUUGUGUGGUGCUGAUGGAAGGCUAUCGAUUUGGAACCUUAAGGAUAACGGACAGUGGCAAUUAGCUGCCCAAUGGGAGGUUCAUGGGUCACCAGUAGUUGAAGGAACAUGGGCACAUCCUGAGUUUGGAGAUUUAAUAGCAACACGCUCAGCUGAUAAAAGUGUUUAUAUAUGGCAAGAGAUUCCUUCUAGCGGAAAAUCUAACAAGAAAUGGAUGAGAAAAGCUUUCAUUCCUGAUAGCACAGACACAGUGACUUCCUUCGCUUUUGGGCCACGCCAUCUUGGAUUAGUACUGGCAACAGCUAAUGUUAGAGGAGAGGUUCUCGUUUACGAAGCAAUAAACCCAAUGGACACAUGCCAGUGGAAGCUCAUACACAGCCUUCAGCCAUUUUACGCAAGAUGCAGUAGCAUUAGUUGGUCUUCUUCUCCAGUUCACAAAGUCUUAUUAGCUGUUGCGACGGACGAUUCGAAACUAAAAAGAGAUCAACGGGUCAUAGUUUACGAAAUGAAUGAAACAUUAAAGAAGUUUCAACAUCUACACAACAUACGCUUGGAUUUGCCGGGCCCCGUUUUUCAUCUCAACUUCUCACCCAUCAUUACUCAAAAUGGACAUGAGUUGGUUGUGUCCGCUGGCGAAGUUUUCGUUUUUAAUUUGCGGUUAAAACUCGACGAAGAUGAAACUGAGACAGAAUUGCCCGAAACUUCGGAUAUUUCAGCUCUCAAGAUUUGCUCGUUGGGACUUGGAGGCGUUGGUGAUAAAUGGAAAUGCAAGUUUCUAGUCGACGGAAACACAAUCAUUGCCUCAAAUUCUUCCGGAGUUAGGAUUUUUAGAUCGAACUUGAAACAAAAAUGGACACAAGUAGCUCAAGUAAAUGCUGACACAGUCACAAAGAACAUAAGCAAAUGCCAUUCAACCAAAGGUGCUUCCGGCGAAGAAGACGAUGGGCCAGGAAUCAUUCCUGCCGUCGAAGAUUUGGCUUAUUAA